Messenger RNA from Triticum urartu, 3829 nucleotides. The record is from RefSeq and is a predicted model, not a curated record. NCBI's taxonomy places the organism in Eukaryota, Viridiplantae, Streptophyta, Magnoliopsida, Poales, Poaceae.
ACCCGUAUAUCUACUAUGCUUCUUGCAUCACAAUUCCUUUGCCUUUGCUGUUUGCAGGUGAAUCUUUUGAUUGCUACCAGUGUAGGUGAAGAGGGUCUGGACAUUCAGACUUGUUGCCUCGUUGUGCGGUUUGAUCUUCCAGAAACUGUUGCCAGUUUUAUCCAGUCGAGGGGACGUGCUCGGAUGACAAAUUCUAAAUAUGUUGUUCUCCUGGAGAGGGGCAAUCAUUCUCAAGAAAAGUUGCUUAAUGACUAUAUUGAUGGUGAAGGCAUUAUGAAUGGAGAGAUAGACUUGAGAACUUCAAAUGAUGUGUUUGAUCACCUCGAGGAGAAAAGUUAUCGAGUGGAAAAAACGGGUGCUUCCAUUAGCACUGCAUGUAGUGUAUCUCUACUGCAUCGCUACUGCUACAACCUUCCCAAGGACAUGUUCUUCAAUCCUUCCCCAGCAUUCAUCUACAUUGAUGACACUGAGGGGAUAAUCUGCAGAGUAAUUCUUCCACCAAAUGCUGCUUUUCGUCAAGUGGAUGGCCAACCAUGCCAAUCAAAUGACGAGGCUAAGAGGGAUGCAUGCUUAGAGGCAUACGUGAAAUUGUAUGAAUUGGGUGCUUUGACAGAUUUUCUUCUGCCUGGUUCAGGUUCAGGAAAGAACAGGGCAUCAACAACAAACGGUUCAGCAAGCAACAGUCAUGAUGAUGAAAGUCUAAGAGAAGAGCUUCAUGAGAUGUUAAUUCCCACAAUUCUCAAACCUUCAACAUGCAAACUGGACUGUCCAUUGAACUUGCAUUUCUACUAUAUUCAAUUCUUUCCCAUACCAGCAGAUAGACAUUAUCGGAUAUUUGGUCUUUUUGUGAUCAACUCCCUUCCUAUGGAAGCUGAAAAGUUGGAGGUUGAUUUGCAUCUGGCUCGCGGCAGGAUUGUGAAAGCAGGAAUGAAACAUUUAGGGACGAUAUCAUUUGACGAAGAACAGAUGAUGCUGGCACGCAAUUUCCAAGAAAUGUUUCUGAAGGUUCUCCUGGACAGAUCUGAGUUCACUGUAUCUCAUGUUAUGUUGUUGGGCAACAGUGAAACGCUACAGUUUAAUUCAACCUUUUACCUGCUGCUUCCAAUCAAGCAGGAAUUGUAUGGUGAUAUAUUUAUGAUUGACUGGCAAACAGUUAAGCGCUGUUUAUCAUCACCGGUUUUUAAAGAUCCAACUGGUGUGUCUGCGCAUGGAUCAUAUUUGCCAGAUGAGUCUUUAAGGCUUCUUGAUAAUAUGUACAGUAAAACUGAUGUCGUUGGCAGUCUAAUCUUUGCUCCCCAUAUUAAGACAUUUUUCGUCAUUGAUGUCAUUCUGAAUGAACUAAAUGCUAGAAGUGAAUACGACGGUGCUACUUAUGAAGAUCAUUACAAGGAAAGGUUUGGUAUCAAACUAUCACAUCCCGAGCAGCCACUUCUGCACGCUAAGCAGCUCUGCAAUCUGCAUAAUUUGCUUCAUGACCGAUUACGGGAGACCACAGAAGAAGGUCGUGAAUUGAUGGAGCACUUUGUGGAGUUGCCUCCAGAGCUAUGUUCUUUGAAGAUAAUUGGGUUUUCGAAGGAUAUGUGUAGCUCCCUGUCUUUGUUACCAUCGUUGAUGUGUCGGUUGGAGAAUUUGCUGGUAGCUAUUGAGUUGAAGGAUGUCAUGUUGUCUUCAUUCUCAGAGGCUUCUCAAAUUAGUGCCUCUGGUAUCCUUGAAGCACUUACCACCGAAAGGUGUUUGGAGAGGAUUUCUUUGGAGCGCUUUGAAGUCUUAGGUGAUGCUUUUUUGAAGUAUGUAGUUGGACGUCACAACUUUCUUACAUAUGAAGGACUUGAUGAAGGGCAAUUGACCAGCAGACGUUCUGCUAUAGUGAAUAAUUCACAUUUAUAUGAGUUAUCAAUCAAAAGAAAUUUGCAGGUGUACAUACGGGAUCAACACUUUGAACCGACACAGUUCAUUGCACUGGGAAGGCCUUGUAAAGUUGUUUGCAAUGCUGACACAGAAGUGAAUAUACACACAGAUAGUCGAGAAAACUGUAACUUGAGGUGUACAAAGUCGCAUCAUUGGUUGCAUAGGAAGACUAUAGCGGAUGCUGUUGAAUCGCUUGUCGGAGCAUUUCUUGUUGAAGGUGGAUUCAAAGCUGCAUUUGCAUUCCUUCACUGGGUGGGAAUAGAUGUUGAUUUUAAAGAUUCAUCCCUAUAUAGAGUAUUAGAUGCAAGCUCCAUCAAUUUAUCUCUCACGAACCACACCGACGUCGGUGAGCUUGAGGAAUUAAUCGGUUACAAUUUCAAACACAAGGGUCUAAUUCUCGAAGCAUUUGUGCAUCCUUCAUUCAAUAAACAUUCUGGAGGAUGCUACCAGAAAUUGGAGUUCCUUGGAGAUGCUGUUUUGGAAUAUUUGAUAACCUCGUACCUCUACUCAGCUUAUCCUGAUCUAAAGCCUGGUCAAAUAACCGAUUUAAAAUCGUUAGCUGUCAGUAAUAAUUCGCUUGCAUAUGUGGCAGUCCAGAAAGGUAUCCAUAAGUAUCUUAUAAAGGAUUCAAAUUAUCUUUCGUCAGCAGUGAAUAAGUUUGAGAAUUAUAUUAGACUUCCCAAUUCAGAGAAAGACUUGGUAGAAGAACCAGCAUGCCCAAAGGUUCUUGGUGAUAUUGUCGAAUCUUGUGUUGCUGCAGUUCUUUUAGAUUCAGGAUUCAACCUGAACUACGUUUGGACGCUAGUGCUUAUGCUUCUAAAGCCAGUGUUGAGCUUCUCUGACAUGCACAUGAAUCCCAUGAGAGAAAUUCGGGAACUUUGUCAAUCUCAUGAACUUGAGUUAGGCCUUCCCGAACCUAUGAAAGCCGAUGGAGAGUACCACGUCAAAGUGGAAGUUAACAUAAACAGCCAGGUGAUAAGUUCUGCCGCUGCAAACCGGAAUUCAAAAGUUGCUAGGAAGUUUGCUGCACAAGAAACACUUUCUAAACUGAAGAAUUAUGGAUACACACAUAAAAACAAGUCACUGGAAGAGAUUUUGCGAGAUGCUAGGAAGAAAGAACCAGAACUACUAGGUUAUAAUGAAGAACCAAUCAAAGUCGAGGCUGACAUAUCUGCAGAAACAAAUAAUCUGAAGAUAGGUAAAGAAAGGGAUGCAAACAUCUCUUUCCAAAAUACAGCAAUUUCUAUUCGUGGGACUCUUAGAACCUCUAGCCAAAGAACAGCAGGGAAUACCAUGUUUUCCAAGGAUGAUGUCAGUAUUGAAAGGAAUAAUCAGCUCAAGGUUGCAAAGCAGAAUGCCUGUCUGCCGAAGGGAACAACUCAGAAAAAUAUUAGAAAGGAGUAUCAUGGUGAUAUGGUAAAUAAAACAGCAAAGUCUUUCCUUUUUGAAGUAUGUGCCGUAAGUUAUUGGAUACCCCCUGAAUUUGAAUUGUGCAAAGAAGAAGGGCCAAGCCACCUCCGAAGAUUCACGUACAAGGUUACAGUUCAGAUCAGGGGACCCUCGGAGACACUCUUGGAGUGCUACAGCGAUGCUCAACUACAGAAGAAGGCCGCACAAGAGCAUGCCGCGCAGGGGGCUCUGUGGUAUCUCAGGCAACAUGGGUACCUACCCAAAGAUGAAGUUCGUGUGUAGAAACAUCUCUGGAUUCCAUGGCCCCCGUUACCAGAGUAGUACAAUACAACCAUUUACUUAUGUUGUGGUGUUACGAUAGGAUGUGUUGAUAAAUGUACAGCCCAUGUAUGGCGUAUGGGUGAUAGGACUUUAUAGUUAUUCGGUUCAUUCAUGCUCUGCCGAUUUGUAAGAUGACAAUAAGGCCCUGUUUGGUUCAGCUUUUAUCGAUGGAUUCCGCUACCGCGCAGCA